UACGCUUAAUGGGGAACACUGAAGUUCUUGCAGUUAACCUUGCUUCUGCUUUCUCACUUAAUUUUCUCCUCUGAGCUAUUUUUCCCCAAGCUGCACUCAGUCAAAUAGACGCCAUAUGCACGCCUUCACUAGACGACCCACUUCUGACUGGACAGACUCUGCCGCCUCUAUCUGUAACCCAGUGUGUGUUUAUCUCCGGUUUUUAAAUCUUCCAACAAAGAGGUUCACACUUUUGAUUGUUAUAGUAAUCGUCCCGCAGACUCGGGUGAACAUGUAGAGAUGGAUUUUAUGAAGCUGUUUGGCACCGUUAUCGCCGUUCUGUUCCACCCUGGAUCCGCUUCUAAAUUAAAUGGCCAAAGGAUCUGCCGGCGUGGGACAGAGCGGCCAUGCUACAAGGUGUCCUACAUCCAGGACAGCAGGCGAAGGCUGACCUUUGAGGAUGCCAGGCAGGCCUGUAGGUUGGAUGGAGGCGAGCUGCUCAGCAUUGAAACAGAAAGUGAGCAGCGACUGAUUGAGAGGUUCAUACAACAGCUGCAGGCUGGAGAUGGAGACUUCUGGAUCGGGCUUCGCCGUAACCCACAGCACAACAGGGCAGGGACCAAAAGCCAAGGUUGCCCCUCGCAGUACUAUUGGCUGGAUGGAAGCAAGGCCAAGUUCAGGAACUGGCACUGGGAUGAGCCAUCGUGUGGUGAUGAAAUGUGUGUGGUUCUGUACCACCAGCCGUCUGCGCCACCUGACGAAGAAGGUCAUUUCCUGUUCCAGUGGAAUGACAACAACUGCAACUCCAAGAACAACUUUGUCUGCAAAUACCCAGAAGAAAAAGUGCCAGUAUUUACUGAUGAAGGGAACACUGCACAUGCAGUUCCAUCUCUGAGGCCAAACCUAUUCUCAACAACAGAAAGUGAUGAGAGGAUUAAAAUAGUACUACCUGAAUCAUCAGUAUCUCUCUCAGACAACACCCUGUAUGUGUCCUACAUCCUUUAUGCAACUAUUCCUGCUCUCCUGCUGCUGCUGUUUGCGGCUGCUGGCUUCUUCUGCUACAAACAUCAUGUUAAAAGGAGGAAGACAGAAGCAGAAAGCUAUCCCUGCAGAUCAAAACCAUGGCUGUCAACAACAGCUUCACCUUGCUCCGUACAAGGACCUUAUGCCUUUAGUGACAUUACCAAACUGCCUCACACUGCUCUGGAGAGCAGCAUGCCAGUAGAUAUCAUGGCAAAGUACUCCAGCACGUCCUCUCAGGACUCCCAUGGUGACUAUGAGAAUGUGUCAUGCACGGACAGGGAGAGUGGUUUUGUGACCAAUGACAUCUAUGAGACCUGCAGAGCUCAAAGCCGGCACUGCAGCAGUCAGACUGGUUGGGUGGAAAACGAGAUCUAUGGAUAACACUGUUGAUGCCUAUCUGGUCUCUGCAAGUGUCCAUCAACCUCAUAGCAGCAAAAGAAUAUGACCCAGCUGGACAGAGGAACACAAUGUUCUCAAUCCCUCUCUUCUUUUGCACCCUAUUGGUUACUUGUGUGGUGCAGGAUUACUAAACAGGUGGCCUGGUUAUUUGAACAUAGAUCUGUCUCCUGUGUGUAUCUCCAGAGCUGCCCCAUGAGCACCCAGCAUUCAAAGCUGCUAUUCAGAUUAAUGCUUAAUGCAGGGUUUCCCAAAGUCAACUGAGACUCUAGGUUUAGGCCUCCAACUUCCCAGAAUACCACCAUCAGAGAUUUCUCAAAUUACCAUACAAAUUGCGAAUCUGAUCAUGGCUUUGGAUUGAAGAGUAAUACAUUGGUUAUGUGAAAAUAGUAAUAUAUUUCAAAUCUUUUUAAUAGAUUUUCUUAUUAAAGAAGACAAGUCUACAGUUGUGCUAGCAGCUUUGUGAGGCUGUAUCUAGGCACAGAGGCGCUUUGAGCUAAAUGUGUCAACAUGCUCAUGAAGGCCAAAGACAACCUGCUGAUAUUUAACUGGCAUAAUGUUUGUCAGUUUCACCACUUAACACUUAGUUAAGUGUGUCUGCAUGUUAACAUUUGCUAAUUAGCACUAAAAAACUAAGUCCAGCUGGGGCUAAUGGAAAUUCCAUUAGUUUUGUAGGUAUUGGCUUAACCAAAACAUUAAAUAGAAAUUAGGUUAGUGGUAAUUAUCCUGAGGCGGACCUGAAUAUGUGUACCAAAUUUUGUGGCAGAUCAUCCAAUAGUUUUUGAGACACUGAUGGUGGUGCUUUGUCACGGAAAUACAUUGUCUAGACACUAUGAGAUAUCUCACAGGAUAAGUGAAAAUUUUGACCUGUUGGAGGCAAUCGAGGAAAAGUGAGAGGAAUACCAACAUCAUUAGGAUUCAUCCUCUUGGGACCUUUGAUAUCUGUACAAGUUUUCAUGGCAAUCAAUCUAGUAGUUGUUGAGAUAUUUUAUUCUGGACCAAACUGGUGGACAGACUGAAAAUUCUAAUAUAUUUCAAGUUUAUUUAAUAUAUUUUAUUAUUAAAAAUUCAUCAAACAAAACUCAUUCAGUCAGAAAUCUUCUGUUGGCUGUGUAAAGAAAAUACAUUUUUUUUAUUCCAGUUGAAUUGAAUAGUUCUUUCUUAUUCCCAGUUUUAAUCAUCAUUUCUGACAAUUUAUUUAACAGCAGUUUAAAGGCAAAGAGGCAUUAUAUGAACUCAAAUAAGCAGUAAUGAGCCAGGUCAGUUCGGCUGUGUAACAGUGCUGCUAUAUUUGGCAUGGUGGAUUACACAUCUAACCCUGGGAAUAAGCAAGGUUUGUGGAAUCAUGCAAGGUUACUCAUCUUGUAAACAAUCCAAAAUUAAACUACUCAACGAUUUUUCCAAUAAUGUCACCAGAUAUUAUGAGACACAAGGACAAAAAGACUCUGUUGGGUCUCCACUGCUGUGGAGUUGGCCUGUUCAGGGACUAUUCUGACCUUUUCUCUAAACCUGAAGAGCGGUGUCAGCCCUUUGCAAGGCUUCCUGUUUGGACUCUGAUGUCAGGGAACAGGACAGUACAUGCGGAAACACUGAUGACAGAACUCUGCUGACCCCAGUAAACCUCAAAGCUGUGCGCUUUCCCGACUCCAUUUGACUGUGUGAGAAACUCAACCCUCCCACUGAUCUGACAAUACAGACACUAUGUAGGAGUGACCAGUUUUAGAAAUGUCAUGGAUUUAUUCAUCAGUGUUUGCUUGUAAGAGCAUAUGCCUGUCUUAUAAAUGUGUAAAAAUAUCAUGGUUAUUUCAGAGUAUGUACUGAGUGGGCUGUUGGGUCUGUGUCUUGGAAAGAUGUAGCAAGCCCAGUAAGGAGAGGCUGAGUGUGUUCUUGGAGAAUGUUAGACAGGAAAUGCCAAAAGCACAUCUGGAACUCUUACAUUCAGGAAGUCUAUGCGUGACAGCAGAGGCCUUUGGAGCGCUGCUCUGCCUGCCUGCUUAGCAAUCCACUGUUCUCUGUUAGGCUGUCACUGUGGGGGCUUAAGAGAACAACCACUGGGUGUGAAUGUUUGCUGUAUGUCAAACAUGACAUGAUUUGUGGGUGUCAAAUAAAGUUUGGUU
Seriola dumerili (greater amberjack) is the source of this 3515-nucleotide messenger RNA. RefSeq names its product layilin-like (gene laynb). Gene Ontology annotation, molecular function: hyaluronic acid binding. The transcript is spliced from 8 exons. NCBI's taxonomy places the organism in Eukaryota, Metazoa, Chordata, Actinopteri, Carangiformes, Carangidae. The record is from RefSeq and is a predicted model, not a curated record. The coding region runs from base 280 to 1383 and encodes 367 amino acids.